Penicillium daleae is the source of this 1347-nucleotide messenger RNA. RefSeq names its product SUN domain-containing protein. NCBI's taxonomy places the organism in Eukaryota, Fungi, Ascomycota, Eurotiomycetes, Eurotiales, Aspergillaceae. The record is from RefSeq and is a predicted model, not a curated record. The transcript has 2 exons. Bases 1 to 1347 code for a protein of 448 amino acids.
AUGAAGUUCGAGAUUACUCCCGCCCGCGCAGCAGCGCUUGUCGCACUCAUUGCCAGCGUCGAAGCUGCGCACCACGGCCAUGCCCACCACCAUGGACACGCUCACGAUGCCCGCAUGGUUCCGGAGAACAAUACCCUCGAGAAGAAGAGUGGCCAGUGCCAGUUCCCUACCGAUGCUGGUCUGGUCGCUGUCACCCCCAAUGAACAGAACGCGGGUUGGGCCAUGAGCCCUAACCAGCCCUGCAAGCCUGGCAACUACUGUCCCUAUGCCUGCCCUCCCGGUCAGGUCUCUAUGCAAUGGGAUCCUGAGGCGACCUCCUACUCCUACCCCAUGUCGAUGAACGGUGGUCUUUACUGUGACGAGAAUGGCGAGAUCCAGAAGCCUUUCCCCAGCAACCCCUACUGUGAGGAUGGUACUGGUGCUGUGCAGGUCACGAACAAGGCCGGCCAGUCUGUGGCUUUCUGCCAGACUGUCUUGCCUGGUAACGAGGCCAUGCUGAUCCCAACCCUGGUCGAGGAACUUUCCACUCUCGCCGUCCCCGGCAUGUCUUACUGGUGCGAGACCGCUGCGCAGUACUACAUCAAUGCCCCCGGUAUUAGUGUUGAGGAGGCUUGCAUCUGGGGUACCAGCGCCAACCCCACCGGUAACUGGGUCCCCUACACUGCCGGCGCCAACACCGUUUCCAAUGGCGACACCUACGUCAAGAUCGGCUGGAAUCCUAUCUACCUGGAGCCCGCUACUCCCUUCCGCAACGUCAAGCCCGAAUUUGGUAUUGAGAUUCUGUGCGAUGGCGAUGGCUGCAAUGGCCUUCCCUGCCGUAUCGAUCCUUCCACCAUGGGUGUCAAUGAGAUGAACGCUCCUGAUGUCUUCACCGGUGCUGGUGGUGCCACUGGCUGUGUUGUCACUGUCCCCUCUGGCGCCAAGGCCAACAUUGUUGUUUUCGACCUUGGUGGUGGCUCUUCCAGUGAGACUACGUCCGCAUCUCCCAGCUCGACCAGCACUAGCAGCACUGUCGCUCCUACCUCUACCACGGAGUCCUCGAGCUCCACCUCGUCUUCUUCGACCUCCUCCUCUUCCACCUCUAGCCCCGCCAACUCCUCGACUGGCUCUGGUACCUCGGCCGUUGAUUCUUCCAACACUCGCCUGCCCAAGUCCAGCCCUACCAACAGCUACACCUACCGCCCUCACGUCUUCACUGGUUCCGCUGAGAUCUCAUCGGCUUCUUCCAGCACUAGCUCCGCCGCACCCGCCAGCACCUCUCCCGCCCACAAUGGUGCCGCCACUGCCGCUGUCUCCAUUGUGAGUGUGGUCUUCGGUGCCAUGGCCGCCCUGACCCUGAACUUCUAA